GCUGGUUGUUCUUCCAGCGUCGGAGUCCCGGGCCGGGACUGGGGAAACGCGCGUAGAGGCGCGGGAGGAGGCGCUGUCCGCGCGGUGCUGGCGGCUCUGAGGCUCGGCGACGCCGCCCGGGGCCUCGCGCCCGGCGCCUCGUCUCCCGUCGCUCCCGGCCCCGCUCCGCCCCCGAGGCCGAUGGCGGCGGCCGCGCGGAGGGAGCCGGCUCAGGACAGUGUGACCUUUCACGAUGUUGCUGUGUACUUCUCCUGGGGGGAAUGGAGGCUCCUGGAUGAGGCUCAGAGACGCCUGUACCUGGAUGUGAUGCUGGAGAACUUUGCGCUCGUAUCCUCUCUGGGUUGUUGCUGUGGAGCAGAGGAUCUGGAGGCUCCCUUUGAACAGAGUGUUUCUGUAGAAGUUCCACCUGCCAGGACUCCCACAGCAGCUCCAUCUUCCCAGAAGACUCACCCCUGUGAGAUGUGUGGUCUGGUCUUGAGAGACAUUUUCUACUUGACUGAGAAGCAGGGAACACAACACAACCUGAAACUGUUGAGGUGUGGGGCUUGUGCAAAACAAUUUUAUUUUAGUGCAAAGUUUCAACAGCACCAGCAGCGGCACAUGGGAGAGAAACCCUUCAGGAGCAGUGUAGACAUGGCCUCAUUUGUGAAGAGCUGCAAACUCCACGUGUCAGGGAAGCCCUUUCCCUGGGGGGAGGUUGAGAAGGACUUCCUGGCUAGCUUGGGACAUCAGCAGCAACAGACCACUCAUACCGGGGAAAAGCCAAAGAAAAUCACCCAAUGCAGGGCCACUUUACCAGGCAGAAACAGUCAUUACACCUGGAGAGAAUGCAAGACAGCCUUCAGCCCCAAAUGCACGCUUGUUCAGGACCAGGGUGUCCACACUGGAAGACAGCGUUUUGUCUGCCAUGAAUGUGGGAAAGCAUUCAGGUACAAAUCCUCGUUUGUUGUGCACCAGAGAGUCCACCCUGGAGGAACGUUUCAUGUGUGUGGAGAAUGUGGCAGAUCUUUUAUGCAAAGUUCAGCCCUCAGUCAACAUCAAAGAACUCAUACUGAGACAACGCCGUGCAAGUGCAGCAAAUGUGGGAAAUCCUUAAGUGACCAGUCUGUCCUCCUUCAUUCGCAGAAAGGGCACAGUGGAGAAAACAGCUAUGUGUGCAGUGAUUGUGCAAAAUCUGUUAGCCAUAGCUCUGUGUUCAUUCAACACAGGAGAGUUGAAGUUGGAGAGAGGCCUUAUAAAUGUAGCGACUGUGCGAAAUCUUUUACCUCCAGCUCUGCCCUCAGUUAUCAUCAGAGAUCUCACAUAGGCGAAAGGCCUUAUGAGUGCAAUGAUUGUGGAAAAUCUUUUAUCUCCAGGUCUGUUCUCCGUUAUCAUCAAAGAGUUCAUACUGGAGAAAGGCCGCACGAGUGUAAUGAAUGUGGGAAAUAUUUUAAAAAUAGGUGGACACUCAUUCAACACCAGAGAAUUCACACAGGAGAAAAGCCUUAUGUGUGCAGUGAAUGUGGAAAAUCUUUUACCUUUAGCUCCACCCUCCAGUAUCAUCAGAGAGUUCACACAGGAGAAAGGCCUUACGUGUGCAGUGAAUGUGGGAAAUCUUUUACCAUUAGCUCUGCCCUCCGUUCGCAUCAGAGAGUUCACACUGGAGAAAGGCCUUAUGUGUGCAGUGAAUGUGGGAAGUCUUUUGCCUUUAGUUCGGGCCUCCAUUAUCAUUGUAGAGUUCAUACUGGAGAAAGAAAUUUUGAGUGCAGUGAAUGUGGGAAAUCCUUUCAGGAAUUUAGUAACCACCAGAGAGCUCACACGGGAGAAAGGCCUUAUGAGUGCAAUGAAUGUGGGAAGUCCUUUAGCCAAAGAUCUUCCUUCUCAAUGCACCAGAAAAUUCAUAAUAGAGAAAGGUCUUAUGAGUGCAGUGAAUGUGGGAAAUCUUUUACGUCUUCCUCUGGGCUUGGUUAUCAUCAGAGAGUUCACUCAGGAGAAAGGCCUUAUAAGUGCAGUGAAUGUGGGAAAUCUUUUAUCUUUAGCUCCAAACUCCGUUACCACCAGAGAGUUCAUACAGGAGAAAGGCCUUAUGUAUGCAGUGAAUGUGGGAAAUCUUUUAUGAGUAGUGCCAACCUUUCUUAUCAUCUAAGAGUUCACACAGGAGAAAGGCCUUAUGAAUGCAGUGAGUGUGAGAAAUCUUUUACUUCUAGUUCAGCUCUCCGUUAUCAUCAGAGAGUUCACAGAGGAGAAAGGCCUUAUGAGUGCAGUGAAUGUGGGAAAUCUUUUACCUGUAGCUCCAACCUCCGUUAUCAUCAGAGAGUUCACACUGGAGAAAGACCUUAUGAGUGCACUGAAUGUGGGAAGUAUUUCAUGCAAAAAUUUACCCUCUCUCAACAUCGGAGAGUUCACCAUAGACAAAUGCCUUAGAUGGGCAGGGAAUGUGCAGUUUCUUUUUCAGUGGAAUGACACCAGUGGAAACUCGGUGAGGAGCCAUCUCUUCAAAUUUAUUUUCAUACAUCUAAACAGGCACAGUGGGGAGACUUCCCAUAAAUUUCGGUUAUGUGGGAAGCUUAUGUAAAUAUGUUGCCCUUUCUAACUUAUCCAAGGCUCUUUCUAGAUUUAUGUCACUCCUAGUUUCUGUGGCCACAGCAUUUCACUUGUACCUCCCGGCAGGUCCACACAGUGUGCGUCAGUCACCACCCCAGUGUGCUCAGGGGAGCUGACCUCUGUUCUCCCAUGUAUUAGAGCAAGUUAGGAGUCACCUGAGCCCUCAGGGGUCAGCUUUCCCUCUGCCUUGACUACCUUGCUCAUGGACCUGGGUCACUGUUGGCCCAAAGAAUACCAUGAGUUGGGCUGGCAACUUGCAGAGAAUGACUGACUUUUUCAGGACGUGUAGUUGCAUGUGAUACUUGGGAUGAAUUGUUUCAGCUUCCAAGUCACAAACUCCAGCUGCCUGCUGCACAUUGCUUUGUCUUGUACAAUAUUGAAGCCUUUUAGUUUAAAUUCUCUUUAAUCUUAGGUGUUCUAUUUACUCUGUGGGGUAGUUCGUAAACAAAUUCAGACUCUACAAGCAUGAAGGGGUGAACAAGUUUUAAGGGGUCUCAAACUUUGAGGAGAGACCGUAUGAUGGCAGAAAAUAACGUGCCACUUUUGAGUAAAUUUCCGUUGCUCCCACAGCCUCCUAGGGAAGACUGCAGGGCUUUCUGGUCCUCAUUUGAGGCCUGAAUGCUGUGAUUCAGGAGCCUCAGUGAUGACCCUGAUGAGAGGGUUGGUGUGAGAACCUCAAGUGCAUCUGAGGGCAACGUGAAUUUUUUUGCUUCCUCAUAGGAGGUCUCACAGGGGACGUCAGCACUGUGGAGGGGAUAUCUUCCCCAGAUCUACAAAGGGCCAUUUGGCCUGGUGUCCACAGUUCAUUGGGUGAGGGUCAUUGGUUGUAAGACCAUUGGGUCCAGGGGAACUGUAAUUGGUAGAGAAACACUGGCUUAGCAAGGAGUGGAGGAAACUGCAGCCAGCUAGAUGGAAUAUGCCUCUUCUGAAAGUGCAUCCAGAAGUGGUUCUGUGACAGUGACUGUGCAGCAUGAGUUUGUACACAAAUCUCAGGAUCUCUAGGCAAGUUUAUCUUGUGUAGCUGAAGUCACUGCCUGAGAAUGUAAUAAAAAUAAUUGAAAAGUUUUGUGGAUUUCUGUAGCCUCUCAGUGAUGUUCACUUGAAGGCCAUUACUGCAUAGGCAAGGAAAAGAGAAAAAGGGGAUCUGAGGUUGAGUGAUGUGGCUCUUGUGACCCAGGCAGUGUUCCUGUUGACUUGGGUGGCAGUAUCCUUAAUUGUUGCCCACAUUUGCUGCCACUGAAGGAAGACUGACCCCCAGAGGGUACAAGGAAAGAGUGGGUGGAGUCACUAUUGUGUUGCUAGUGCAGUUGAGUUAAUUUUGACUCCUAGAAACCCUGUGUAUAGCAAAGCAGAAUCCGGCCCAGUGUUUUUACCCAUCCUCUCACUUUUCUGCAGUAUAUCAAACAGGACUUCUCUGCUAUUCAUCAGGUUUUUGUGGCCAAUUUUUUUGGAAGUGGGUGACCAGGUCCUUCUUUCUAGUCUAUCUGGAAGCUCCGCUGAACCCUGUACCACCUUGGGUGACCCUGCUGGUAUGUGAAAUACUGGUGGCAUAGCUUUCUGCAUCACAGCAACAUACAGCCACCAAAGUAUGACAACUGACAGACUGGUGGGGUUCCCUGACGUGGUACGAACCCAGCCCAGCAGUGAGAGCUCUGACUCUUAACUGCUAGACCACCACGAUGUAGGGUUGUAAACUUACUUUCCAAAAAGUGUGGGACAUAGGGAUUUCUCUUGAGCCAAUUUUUAAGAUUAUUGUGUAACUUACAUGGACUGCUUAUAUUUAAAGUGUACAGUUUGCUAAGUUUUGACAUAGGUGUGAACCUCUGAAACCAUCAUCAUAGUCCUGAGGAUGACUUUUUUUGUCUCGGUAUAUUUACCUCACAUCCUAUCAUAAUCUCUGCUCGACCUUCCCACCUCUCCAGCUACCCAUUCACUUACUUUCCUUACAGUAGAUACCUUUGCAUUUCCUUGAAUUUAUGAUUAGAAUCAUAAACUGUUUAUUCUAUUGUUUUUUCUGAUUUCGUUUGUUUCAUAAUUAGAGAUUCACCAAUGAUCCUAUAUGAGUAGCUCAUCUUUUCUUUUGCUGAGUAAUAUUCUUAUAUUUUCGUAUACCCCUGUUUAUCCAUUCAGCGGGCUUUUUGGUUAUUUCUAGAUUUUGACUAAUGAAAAUAAAGGUGUUACAGACAUUUGUGUAAGUUUUUUAUGUUUUUUUUUUUUACCUUUUGUCAGUAACGUAGAGGACAGUGUCUGAGUCAGUGGUUAGAUGGAUGUUUAACUCUUGAAGAAACUGUCAGACCAUGAUCUAACAUGAUUUCUUCUUUUUGCUCUCCCUCCCACAGUGUGUGAAAGUUCCAUUUCCUCCAAGUCCCUGCCGAUUGAUACUUGAUGUGGUCCUUUAAUUUCAGCCAUUGUGUGGUGCUAUCUCAGUGUCUUAAUUGCAUUGCCCAAAGGAUUCAUGAUUUUGAGCAUUUUUCGUGUCUUUAUUUUCCAAUUGUUUAUUUUUUGUACAAUUUAUGUUCAUCCCAUUUGCCUAUUUUCUUUCAUAGGAGUUAUGGCUAUUUCCCUUUUGAUUUUCAAGUAAGACACUGAAACAACAAACACAAAUGAAGGAGUUUUACUCUGUUAAAUGUCGUGAGUGACAUUUUUCUGUAUGGAGUCAGCAUUUCUAAAUACUGGAAGAAGGUCUCCUCAUUGUUUUUCCUCAGACUUUGUGUCACACAUAAUGUCAUGGCCAGAAACACCCUACAUGGUUAAGUUUCAUCUGCAUUAUGACCUUAUUGUCCAUCACUUGAAUCCCGGCAUUCAGUAAUACAGUAAAUCUAGCCCUGGUUCGUAGUGUUUGCCAAUUUCCCAAGUGUAAGUGCUCCCACCGUGGAAGCAGGAUGUGCUCAGAGAAGGAGUGGAAGAUUCCACUCGGGUCUGUGGGCUUUGACGGGAAACCAGCCUUGGCGUGUGCGGGACACUCCCCCAGGCCGGGCAGCAGCUGCGGGAAGGCGGGAGGCUGCAGAGGCCUCACACGCAGGUCAGCGGGGAGGGUCCUCCCCGAACGUUGGGGGUCUCAGAGACCUGAGUGGCCUUGCCUUAGCAACGAGGGCUCAGAGCUGACACCUGCGGUUCCAGUGGCUCCUCCAACCCCACCUGGGACCUUGUGAGCGGGUCCCCUUGGACUGCUGUCCAUCUCGCCAUUGGCCUCCUUCCCUCCGUCCUCACUGCCUGGCGGUCUCCCAGCGGGGUCCCCUGCCAGGCGUUCCCCGCGCUGUGGGCCGCUUCUCCAGGCACCCCGACUCAGGGAGGACUCCUGCCUUCCCACUGGGGCAGCAGCUCCCACGCCCCCGGGACCCUGGACAGACCUUUCCUCUGUGGCGCCACUGCUUCGAGACCCAGGCCACGUGGGACCCGAGGUCGC
This is a messenger RNA of Equus quagga, 5989 nucleotides long. Its product is annotated as zinc finger protein 814-like. NCBI's taxonomy places the organism in Eukaryota, Metazoa, Chordata, Mammalia, Perissodactyla, Equidae. Bases 181 to 2403 code for a protein of 740 amino acids. The record is from RefSeq and is a predicted model, not a curated record. Gene Ontology annotation, molecular function: DNA-binding transcription repressor activity, RNA polymerase II-specific. The transcript is spliced from 4 exons. Gene Ontology annotation, biological process: negative regulation of transcription by RNA polymerase II.